Messenger RNA from Paramecium octaurelia, 786 nucleotides. The record is from the annotation of a GenBank genome assembly. Lineage: Eukaryota; Ciliophora; Oligohymenophorea; Peniculida; Parameciidae.
AUGUUGCAAACGCUAUCGACUGUGUUAAAUAAUAUCAAGACCAAAAGUAAAUAAGAAAUUUAUCAAUUAUCAAAUAAUUUGAAUAAUCCAGAUUAAACUAAGCAUAACAUGUUACAUUAGGUAAGACCAGAAGUUUUCAAUUAAAUAUUAAUAUUUUUAGAUAUUCAACAAAUUUUACAAUUUAGAUUGGUAAGCAGAAGGGCAAAUGAAACUAUAAAAUUAAUGCUUCCAAAAUAAAUACAUAACUUAUAAUAUUUAAUAGUAGAAUAAUAAAAUGAAAUAUAAGUCAAAAUCUAAAUUUUAGAAGCAACCAAAAAUCCAAAUUAACAACAAGAUUUGUAAGCAGCAUUAAAUCAAAUAUCAGAAAUUCCUAGAAGUCGUUUUGUAGAGCUGAAACACUAUGCCUAACCACCUGAAAUUAUUGAGAAGGUAAUAACUCUAGUUUGCUUGGCAACAGAUUCAACAUUUAAGAUAUAAAAAGAUAAUUGGAAGGAAUGCCAAAAGCGCCUUGGUCAAGGAAAUUUUAUUAAUUCAAUUUUAUAUUUAGAUAUUAGUAUAUUAAAGGAAAAACAAUUAAAAUAUUUAGAAUAAGUAAAUAGUUAUACAGAAGAAUAAACAGCUUCAAAGUCAUUAGUGGUUAGAGCUCUGCUCAUUUUUUUGAAAGCUGUAGUUGAAUUAAGGAAGUCUAAUCUUUACAAAAUGUUUGAUGAAAUAACAGAAUUAGAGCACAAAAUAAGGAAGAAGAAACAAUUUAUUGUCAAUUUAGAAAAGAUAAAUGAUAAUUGA